Malus domestica (apple) is the source of this 1005-nucleotide messenger RNA. NCBI's taxonomy places the organism in Eukaryota, Viridiplantae, Streptophyta, Magnoliopsida, Rosales, Rosaceae. The record is from RefSeq and is a predicted model, not a curated record.
UUUGGAAACGUGAAAGCACCAUUCUUUGGUGAAAAGAAUAGUGUGGUCUUUUGUUUUCUGAGAGAAAAAAGAGAGAGCUACGCAGAGCUCAAAAUUGGCAGAGAGUUGAGAGCACAGAGGGUGCACCAGAAAAACAGAGAAGGAGCGGAUGAGUAAGAGGAUGAAUGGGGGUGAGGGUGAGGGUGGUGAACGGAUCAGCCUUUUCGACAGGUCUCAAAACGAAAUCAUGAAGCUCAUUUUUGCAGUGAAUUACCGUGUUCCUGAUGAGGGCCAUGCCAGCUUUGAUGUUCAUGCUAUUUUCUCGACUAGUCAGAAAAUCAUUAAGGAUUCGGCCAACAUCAUUCACAAUAUUAAUGAGCAGGGCAGCGGAUUUAAUGAUGUUGAAACACCCAAAGCCAGCUCCAGCUUGUGCACUCUUAUUAACUCCUUUGGCUGCAAGAUGUCGUGUAAGAGUUCAGGUGAUGAAACUUCCUUUGAAUCACGUACGGAAGAAAUACUUACAAAACUAUCGAGUUAUCCAUGUGAAGUACAGGUAGUAUUGGCCCUGGCAGUUUUUGCUUUGGAAUAUGAAGAAUGUUCCAGUCAACUUUCCAAGAAAUCGACAACGCUGAAACGCCAAGAUGCAGUAGUCGAGCUUAACAAUCUGGUCAACCAAGCGUUACAAGUGAUUGAGCACAUCCUUGAGUUGGAGAAACUAGUUUCUUAUGAUCGAGACAGUGAACCAAAAUUGGCGAGGGUAAUUAUGGAUACCCCAUUUAAUGCCUACUGGUCAAUCAUAACUCUCUUGUAGCUUGCGCAACUGAGCUCUUUUUUCUUACCGGUGAUGAGUAAGUUCUUGUACUAAUUUUUCUAUUAAGAUUUGAUAAAAGAAAACAAAAACAAUUCUUCUUGCCAACUACGUAUACGGGUUAUAUAUAUAUAUAUAUUAUAACUAGAAGGGUUCUUUUGUUAAAAUCUAUAUUUGACAGUGUUUUUGUGAUGUAAUUUCUAAGAACAAGGAAUGAA